CAAUAUAUUUUCAUAUUUCAGCAAUUUUUCAUAAUCGAGGGUCCAAUUCAAGCCCGUUACAAGCCCAACCCGUCCGGUGAUAAACACGAGAACUGCACGUGCCAUAUUGUUUAAGCAUUAAUGCUCGCUUUUUCCCUUUUUGGUUUCUUUUAACCAUUGAUUAAUAGUCGAUUGUCUUAGCAGAGACAAGCUAUUACCGAGUUAGGGCAUCUGAGUUGACUCAGAUGUCGUACUUAAGGGAAGGAAGGUCAGUUACAGGGGGAAGAGGACGUCGGUCAAGGUCAUUGUCAAGGUCCCGACGGAGCUGCUUCAGGUCUAGGAGCCGCGACUCUCAGGAUGCAGCCAAUCUAGGAAAUAACUUAUAUGUAACUGGCUUAUCCACAAGGGUUACCACCAGUGAUCUUGAGAAGUAUUUCAGCAAUGAAGGAAAGGUUGUGGAGUGCCAUCUGGUUACAGAUCCUUGCACCAGAGAAUCUCGUGGAUUUGCUUUUGUGACCAUGGAAACCAUUGAGGAUGCAGAACGCUGUAUCAAGUAUUUGAAUCGCUCAGUGCUUGAAGGUCGAUUAAUUACUGUGGAAAAGGCAAAAAGGUCCCGAGGAAGAACACCGACUCCUGGGAGGUAUCAGGGGUUGCGAGACAGGAGAGGACAAGGUCGCAGACAGUCUCAUAGUUACUCACCUCGACGACAUGAUAGAGAUCAUUAUGCAAGGGGUAGGCAAGGAAGAUCACGUUCUCAUUCUCCAUAUGGUAGGAGAUGAGAUUGAUUAUGACUCAUAUAGGAGGCGCAGAGAAUGCUCCUUGUCUGGUGCUGGCUGAGGUUAUUGCAGAUGAGAGAAAAUUAUUCUCCAUGUGGUAGGAGAAGGGAUGAUUAUUACUCAUAUAGGAGGUGCAGAGCAUGCCCCUUGUCUGCUGAUGGCAAUGGUUAUAAUAGAUGAGAAGUAAUCAUUCGAGUUGCAAGCGAUCGUGCCACCACAGUUCAGUAGUUUCAUACUUUCAGUAGAUGAAUUAAUUCGGUUUUCCUGAUUAAUAUGGUAUCAAUAUAAUUGUUACCCUUUUAUCUCAUCUGUAUUUAUGAUGUACCCUAAACAUUUGUAUGACAUUAACUUGGCUUUGUUUUUGCAACUAGCCAUGAUGAUAGGUGAACAAUGUGACCAGAAACAUUAGAAAAUGCUGCAUUUAUCAAGAGAUGAAAUUCUGGGUUUGAGAGGAUCCUGGUAUCCAAGGCUUAUGAUGACAGAUUGUGCACAUGUUGGAAUCAAUUUUGGAGGGAAAAAACCUUGACGCAAAAGAAUUUUUGUUAAAUUCAUCGAAAGCACCAAUGCUUGCCCUGCUUUGGCAUGGAAAAAAAAUCCAAAAGAAACAAAUUUGAGCAGGUAAGUUUGAAAUUUGAAUAUUGUAUUUGAAGCAACUCUCUUUAAAUGAUUGGGAAAUGGGUAAAGAGAAAAAUAAAAUAUAUUGACAUUAAA
Messenger RNA from Durio zibethinus, 1466 nucleotides. Its product is annotated as serine/arginine-rich splicing factor SR45a-like. NCBI's taxonomy places the organism in Eukaryota, Viridiplantae, Streptophyta, Magnoliopsida, Malvales, Malvaceae. Gene Ontology annotation, molecular function: RNA binding. The record is from RefSeq and is a predicted model, not a curated record.